ACAUAUUCACUUGUAUUCCUAAAAUGAGUCUCUCAAAGCUCUUGUUCUUUACUUUGGCUGUAUGCCUCACUGCUUGCUCGCAUGCAGCAAGGUUUGACAUAAAAAACCAAUGCCAGUACACUGUGUGGGCCGCGGCUGUGCCUGGCGGUGGCAGGCAAUUAAACUCGGGCGAGUCGUGGGCCAUUGACGUGGCGGCAGGAACGAAGGGGGCCCGCAUCUGGGCCCGAACGGGAUGCAGCUUCGACGGUUCGGGCCGCGGUCAUUGCCAGACCGGUGACUGCGGGGGCCUGCUCCAGUGCCAAGCGUACGGUGCAGCUCCGAACACGCUGGCGGAAUUCGGGCUGAACGGGUUCAACAAUUUGGACUUCUUCGACAUCUCCUUAGUGGACGGUUUCAACGUUCCGAUGGACUUCAGCCCAACCUCGAACGGGUGCACAAAAGGCAUCAGAUGCAGUGCUGACAUUAAUGGAAAGUGUCCGAACGAGCUCAAGGCUCCAGGGGGUUGCAACAACCCAUGUACUGUCUACAAAACCGACAAUUACUGUUGCAAUUCCGGUAACUGUGGGCCCACUCCUUUGUCGAAAUUCUUUAAGGAUAGGUGCCCCCAAGCUUAUAGUUACCCUAAGGACGAUGCUACAAGCACCUUCACUUGCCCCGGUGGUACCAACUAUAGGGUUCUCUUUUGCCCUUGAACACUUUAACUAUCCAACCACUACAUGCAUGCACUAUAAAUAUAAGUCUUCUGCACUUUGCGUGCUCCUCUACUAUUAUAAAUAAAUUUUGAAAAACAUAAUAACUUUAAAAUAAUUUAUGGGUAUCCAUAUUAUAUUAAACUUCAGUGCCCCCAUUUUAAUUA
Molecule: messenger RNA, 856 nt
Organism: Cajanus cajan (pigeon pea)
Lineage: Eukaryota; Viridiplantae; Streptophyta; Magnoliopsida; Fabales; Fabaceae
Product: protein P21
Source: RefSeq, a predicted model, not a curated record